GAAGGUGGCAGAGAAGUCAAUUUGCUGAAAAGCGAAACGCCUAAUGAUGUGUACUCUUCAGUAGCAGUGAGAGUCGAACAGAAGAGGCUUGAAGACGAGAAAGGUGGUCCGAACAAGGAAAUUGCGCUGCGACUCAGAAAGUUCAUGCCGCAACCUGUCCCGCGAAAGGUAAUUAAACAAACGGUAAUGACGACCGUCUAUGGGGUUACGCUAUAUGGUGCUGCCUUGCAAAUAAAACGACAGUUGAAGGCACUUGAUAUAGACAACGAGGAGACCGCGAAAUUUGCACAGUAUUUGACGCAUAAAACGUUUGCCAGUCUGCAUGAUGCAUUCACUUGUUCAAUGAAGCUGAAGGACUGGUUCAGAGACUGUGCAAAAGGCGUGUCUGACCUGUUACGCACUAUGGAAUGGGUCACCCCUCUUGGACUACCGGUUGUACAGCCGUAUGUGAUUGCCAAGGAGAAGAAGGGGAAAGUCAUACACGUUCCUGUAUCGACUAAACAGGUAGGCGCCUUUCCGCCCAAUCUGGUACAUUCGCUGGACUCCUGCCAUAUGAUGCUCACAUCUCUCGAUUGUUCGCGGAGAGGUGUGACUUUUGCGGCAGUGCACGAUUGUUUUUGGACACAUGCCAGCACAGUGGACGAAAUGGGCGAAUUGUGUCGUGACCAGUUUAUCAGAUUGCACAGCGAGCCAAUUGUUCAACAGUAA
This is a messenger RNA of Cooperia oncophora, 708 nucleotides long. The record is from the annotation of a GenBank genome assembly. NCBI's taxonomy places the organism in Eukaryota, Metazoa, Nematoda, Chromadorea, Rhabditida, Trichostrongylidae.